Molecule: messenger RNA, 2994 nt
Organism: Solea solea (common sole)
Lineage: Eukaryota; Metazoa; Chordata; Actinopteri; Pleuronectiformes; Soleidae
Product: E3 ubiquitin-protein ligase NEURL1-like
Exons: 6
Coding region: 292-2022 (576 amino acids)
Biological process (GO): negative regulation of Notch signaling pathway; nervous system development
Cellular component (GO): plasma membrane; postsynaptic density
Molecular function (GO): ubiquitin protein ligase activity
Source: RefSeq, a predicted model, not a curated record
UGCGCGCUCUGGAAGGAGCCGCGCUCUCUGUGUGUUGUAGAUCAGCUGCUGCUGUUUCAUGUCGGAUGCGGCUCAGACAACCGAGUCUCUCUCACACACACACACACACACACACACACUCAACAACCCGCCGAUCACUCACUCACUCACUGACUGACUGUCCGGACUUUUGCGUAAGCGGUGUCGUGUGCGCACAAUGUCGCCGCUGUGGACGCCGCGCAGCUGCGUGUGAGUGACUGUGGAUCAUCCAGGCGCUUUGACAGAGGCGGUGAACGCACCUUGCAUCCAGCCAUGGGAGGUCAGAUCACCAGAAACACCAUCUACGAUACUCUGAACGGACCAUUUCCUGCAACAUCCCACCGAUGCCACUACAAACCCAGGCGGUGCCUGCCCAUGCAGCCAUGUGGGAAUUUGUCGUCCAUCCCGCUGCACUUCCACCCGACCACCAAAGGCUCACAGAUCGUCAUGGACAUGUCCCAGAGGACCGUCAAGAGACAGGGAAGCUUCUGUAACGGCAUCACCUUCAGCAACAGACCUAUUGCUGUGUACGAGCAAGUUCGACUCAAGAUUACUAAAAAGCAGUGUUGCUGGAGUGGCGCCCUGCGUCUUGGAUUUACAUGCAAAGACCCUUCACGGAUCAACCCGGACACUUUGCCCAAGUACGCCUGUCCCGACCUGGUCUCCCAGAGCGGCUUCUGGGCCAAAGCUCUGCCCGAGGAACUCUCCAACGAGGGAAACGUCAUCGCCUUCUGGGUGGACGAGAAGGGCCGGGUGUUUUACCGCAUCAACAACUCAAGUCCCAUGCUGUUCUUCAGUGGGGUGCACGUCGCCGAACCUCUGUGGGCUCUCAUAGACGUCUACGGCCUCACCAGAGGAGUCCAGCUGCUGUACAGCGAGAUGGUCCCUCUGGACUGCCUGCGCCCUCGGUCUUUUGCAACCACCCACCAUGCGUCUAUUCAGCGAAGCAGCGACGAGCCUCACCUUUCCAUCAGCCUGUGUGACCUGAGCCUGCAGCAUCUGGAGGAAGAUAAUGAAGAGGACGAAGAGCGACUACAACCCUUAAGCUCCACCUCUUGCCAUGUUCCCCAAAACUCUCAGAACUUGCAGCAGUGUUCGCUGCUGCCCAGCCAUUUGGACACCGAUCUCCACUUCCACUCGGUGCAUGGCAGCCAUGUUACCGCGCUGGAUAAGCAUACAGUCGCACGGCUGGAUCACCGCGGUGACGAGAGGACCCUGGUGUUCACCAGCAGGCCCAUGCGCUGCUCCGAGACUGUGUUCCUGAAGGUGAAGUCCGGCGCCUCGCGGCCCGCUUGUCUUUCUUACGGCGUGACGUCCUGUGACCCGGCCACCCUGAGGCCCAGCGACCUCCCAUCCAACCCAGAGUCUCUGGUUGACCGCAAGGAAUUCUGGGCCAUGUGUCGAGUCGGGGUGCCGCUCCACAGUGGGGAUAUCCUGGGCUUUCUGGUGAACUCAGACGGGGAGGUCGUAAUGAGCCAUAAUGGCGUCAGCGCAGGGAUGCAGCUGUGUGUCGACAACUCCAGACCUCUGUGGAUGUUUUACGGUCUACACGGCACCGUCACACAACUCAGGAUUUUAGGCUCAUCUCAGCACCCAGAUCCGCGUGGUCCUUCGAUACCCAGCUCCCCGUCCUGCUCACCCAACACCCCCACAAUGCUUUGCGGUGGCAACUCGGAGUCCAGCCUCGACGCGCCGCUGAACAUCAACCUCAAUUCGAGCUUCAACUCCAGCUACCACGCAGUCUUUUCUUCCUCCACAGGUACGACCCCGAGCUCUCCUUUCUCCGGCCACCCAGAGUCACCCAACUUCCCCCCGUGCUCGGGCUCGUGGAGCGACGAGUGCACCAUUUGCUACGAGAACGUGGUGGACACGGUCCUCUACGCCUGCGGACACAUGUGUCUCUGCUACUCCUGCGGCCUCAAACUCAAGAAGAUGGACAACGCGUCCUGUCCCAUCUGUCGGAGGACGAUCAAAGACAUCAUCAAGACGUACAGGAGCAUGUAGUCUCUCUCGCACCAUCAGGAAAUCGGCGCUGGGCGACUGUCAAAGCCAUGAAAGACUUUGCGUAGAUGGACGCAGCACACGUGAAAAGCGUGGUUGUUUUGGCUCAGGUACACAACAGCAGGACUUUAAACGCCAUCACCUGGACAUUUCAUAGUGGUCCCACACUCAUGAACUCCACUGGAGACCAUGAAAAACCACAGAGUCGUCGACUGAAACUACGACCCACGAGUGACUCUGUGCAUGCUUUGAAGAGAGAGAGGGUAAAUCUGAUAAAGGCUGUUUAUUGUGUCCCACAUGCAGACACAAUAUUCUCCCGCGUCUGUUUCAGAGGAAGUAAAAUUGUCCAGAGCUGCGGAAGAAAUGAGGGAGAGUAAAUCCACCGUUUCUCCAGCUGCUUCUUCUCCGCUUGUCACGAAGCGUUUUGGGUCAAAACAAAUGCUGCUUUACAAGAAGAAUUAAUUGUCCCCUAAAAGUGGAACAUGGAAAAAAAAAAGAAAAAUCAAGAUAAGAUCGUUGUAUUUGAUUCCCCAGGAAGGUUCCACUUUCCAGUGAGGGUUGAGAGGAAGGAGUUAGAAAGUGGUUCUUCUGCCACAAAACACAAGAAAAUGGUUUAACCCGAGCCCUUAAAGCUGUGGUGCGUAAUUUUGAGUAUUAACAGUUCACAAAAUGAACUGAAUGAGUUGAUGAAGCUCGAGUAGUCAAGAUAAGACGUUUAGGGUUAGGGUUAGGGUUAGUUUAUCGUGUUUCAUCCUUUCUGUUGACAAAGUUACGCACUGCAGCUUUAACUUCUCAGUUGUGUAAUACAUGAAAUGAUGUCUGGCAUAUAUUACACGAGCAGCUCUGUUCAGUGAACUUAAAGCAGGGGGAGAUUGUGCGAAGGCUAAACAAGAAAAAAAGAAGUGUGAGUGUUGUCGCCAUAGAAGGUCACGCUGGCGGUGAAAUGAGGAUAUACGUAAAUCAGCGACGAGGGAG